GAGCAGGACAUAAAAUUGCAAGAGAAACAAAAAUCCAAAACUAAUGUCUGAAUGGGUUAAAUACAUACUCUUGCCUUUUCUCUCUUUAUAGACCAGGGUAUCCUUGAACUCAGAGAGAUCAGCCUACUUACGCCUCCAGAGUGCUAAGAGGCAAGAGACACUUGACCUAGCCUUCACUUUUUCUUAACUUAUAAACCAAGAAUCUACCAGGAGAGCAGCAAUAGGUUAAAAACCGUGUUUCCAGCCUUGUUCCUCUUUGGACUCAAUUUGUCAAGGGUUUAUUUUUGAUUCUUUUCUUUUCUUUUUCUUUUUCUUUUUCUUUCUUUUCUUUUCUUUUUUUUUCUUUUUCUUUUUUGGUUUUUCGACUUAUUCCUGAUUCUUGAGGAGUGAUUUAGCUACAGAACUCCUGGGCUCUGCUCUGUUCAUGUGAGGGUAGUCAGUUUCUUUAGAAUUCGUGGAGAGUUUGUUUGGUAUCUUAAGUAACUAGAAUUAGGUUUUACUUCUAGGCUCCUCUCACUUUUUCUCUGUCCAACUUCUUAUUUGUGUUUAUUCUAGAAAUAUCUCAUUAUUAUUAAAAGGCCCUGUCUUUUCCUUGUCAGUGUCUCUAUGAAGACUCCCAAGGCACUCCAAAUUAAAGCCUUAAGUCAGUUUGAGCAGUGUGUCUAGUCUCUGGGCUCUUGGGGGAACAUUAAGCUCUGCUGUGACCCUAGGCAACUUUUCCUAGAAGAUUCCAGCAGGGGCGCCUGGUGCGAAAAAUGUCAUCUCCGCUGACCUGGGACCCAGAGUCUUGGGUUGAGACCCUUAUUGAUUGAACCACCUCUUAGCGCCAUGCCAGUGGCUCAGUCCACUGCCCUACCUUGGCCAUUCAUUAUGUAGAGUGCUUUCACGUUGAGUUCCAAGUCUCUUGGUCCUUCCUCCCCACACACCAAACAGAACAUGUACCUCUCCAGGGCAGCGUGGGUAAACCUAGCUCCAGGUUUUGCAGUAGCUUUCACCCACUCCUCACACCCAGAAAGAAAACCUACAGCUUAUGACUCCACAAUUGCUCCGUGAGCCUAGGCUUCAAAUCCCUGGGGGCCUCCCAGAUUCAAGCUCAUUCACAUUCAAUCUCAUCCUCCCACAGUCUCUUUCUCUCUCCCCAGACUCCUAACAAGACAAGACGAUCCUCCCCAGAGGCGCUCUCUUUCAUUCAUCCCCUCCCAACUCACACACACACACACACACACACACACACACACACACACACACACACACACUCGCGUGAGCACACACUCUCACACACCGACCCAGACAGCCCACCGCACUUUCCAGACACCCACCUCCUGCAUACUCCCCUCCCCUAAAAGACAUUCACCCACUCACCAGCUGUAGCCUCUUCCAUCCCCCGCCCUCCGCCCGGCUCCCCCUCCUCAAGAAGCCGACCCUCGCGCUAGGAGGUAGGGACCCCUGGCAGACGCACUGCACGGGCGCGCCGCGCUGACCUCCGCCCGCCCUGCACGCAGAUUAACAAAGGCGACAGCGAGCCCCAGUCCGAAAGCAGAAAGCCGGCCGCGGGGUCCGGAGCCUGCGCCCGGUCAGUCGGGGAGAGAGCCGCGCGGGCUGCUCUGAAGUCGCAGGAUACAGCCGGAGCUGCCAGAUCUCUCUCAAGCGGCGCUGCUGGGACGCUGGCCGCACCAUGGGCUGCUGCACCGGGCGCUGCUCGCUGGUCUGUCUCUGCGCACUGCAGCUGCUUUCAGCAUUGGAGAGGCAGAUCUUUGACUUCCUUGGCUUCCAGUGGGCACCCAUUCUUGGAAAUUUCCUGCAUAUAAUAGUUGUCAUAUUGGGUCUGUUUGGAACCAUUCAGUAUAGACCACGUUACAUCAUGGUGUAUACAGUGUGGACUGCUCUCUGGGUCACUUGGAAUGUGUUCAUCAUCUGCUUUUAUUUGGAAGUAGGAGGCCUCUCUAAGGACACAGAUCUGAUGACCUUCAACAUCUCUGUACACCGGUCAUGGUGGAGGGAGCAUGGACCUGGCUGUGUCCGGAGAGUGCUACCACCAUCAGCCCAUGGCAUGAUGGAUGACUACACAUACGUCUCAGUCACAGGCUGUGUUGUCGAUUUCCAGUACCUAGAGGUCAUCCACAGCGCUGUACAAAUACUGCUAUCGCUGGUUGGUUUUGUGUAUGCCUGUUAUGUGAUCAGCAUUUCCAUGGAAGAAGAAGACACCUUUGAUUUCAUAGGUGGACUAGACGCGCACUCCCACUACCAGGAUCAUGUUGCAUUAAAGCCUGUUAAACCUGUAAGUAGAGGUCGAAAUAAGUAAUGACAUUGACUCUGAAAUGCGGCUCCUGGACUUGAGUUAGGGAACAAAGCACCAUUGGCCUCUAGCUCUGGGGAUCCUACAGCGUCACCUUCCUCCUAGACAGCAGGACUGCGCCCCCUGCCGACCAGACCAGCGAACACGGAGCUGCGAGGUCUUUGGUCUCAGCCUGUGUAACAUUAGCGUUGUUUGCUAGAUGCGUUCUGGGUGCUUGGGUGGGUUUGUUUUUUUUGUUUUGUUUUGUUUUGUUUUGUUUUUAAAGUCAUCUUCUUAUAUAAGCACUUGUAAAUUGUAAAAAAAAUGGUUUUAAAUUGUUUUUAAUUUAACUUGAGGCAUGCAAAAUGAAAAAAAAAAAUCUAUGAAAAUCUUCUCCAAGUCAUUUCUAAGAGGAUUGUCUGUGUUAUUGAGCUGUGACAUCCAGGUUACUGGACCCUGAACCCUGCUAAGCUAAUGGUUUUGUAUACACAGACAUUGCCUUUGGGCAUCAGACACAAGGGUAGACCUGUGGCAGACUGCACAAAGACUGGAUCUAACUUUCCAACCUAGCAAAGAUCACUGUUUAAACAGCACCAGACACAGACAAAACAUGAAGCCCUUUGUUCUGAAUCUCUAAAGAGUGCACAAUCUCUAAAUAGUCCGAUAUAAAUGUGCAGAUCCGUGUAUCUCUUGUCCUUGCAAUGUUCCAAGACACACAUGUAUGUGCGUGUUUAUAUUAUGACUGAGUACAAACCCAGAAUGAUGUGUGGAACCCUUCCUAGGCAGGGAGUUGGCUGGCUGUGAGCUUCGUAUUUUCUGCUCUUAGUUUCACUCUCACCACUGAUGUCAGACCUAUACAUACAGCUCAAGGGCUGUGGGACAGAAAUCACAGCCAUAAAUCUGUAGUCAGGAACGUUUUGAAUAUUCAAAGGGGGCAUUCAAAUGCUAUAGAAUUCUCUAUAGAGAUCUGUAACAAAAAUAUUUAUGCCUGAGUUACAUCAGUUUUUCUUUCUUUUUCCCCAUUCAUCCCAAUAAUCAAGAAAAUUAAGUGGAAAAUCUAAUUUUCUAAGGGGGAGAAUAGGUCCAUCUUGGAAAAAGUAUUGCAAUUCUGGGGCCUUUUAGAUUCAAAUGAAAUAUAGAUAUGGUGAAAUGCAUAGGUUUUUAAGGGUACAAUGAGAAGUGCACAAACUUAAUGAGCAGUGCUUCAACCAAAAUACAGAACAUGUCUGACCCUUUAGGAACCUUCCUUGGUCCCCUUUUCCAUUGGUCUCCAUGAUGCCAUUGAUCCCCAACAAAUACCACAUUAGAAAUUGCAGUGUGCUUGACUUAGUCUGCUGAUGUAAACUGGUUUUGACCAAAUACCUGGCCAUUGUAAAGUGGCCAAGUAGAUGGAUAAAAUCCAUGUUGAUUCUCACUGCUAAGGUUUAACUGCAUCGCUGAUGAACUGUCUGCUCACCGUAUAAGGCAGGUAUUUGUCUCACCACAUUGUUUUCCUGUCUCUGCCUUAGUUCUCAUGUGAAAAGCCAUUCUGGUCCUUUUGUACACACACAAAAAUUGAGUCUUCCCUUCAUCACAGUUCUGUCUGUCCACUGUUUGCUCCAGAGUCAGUCCAGUGCAGCUCACAUAUCUCUAAGGCAUCCAUAAACCACUGAAAUUGGUACAAAGUUUUGUAUGCUUGUGGAAGUCUCUCUGUUCCCUCUUCUCCCUCUUAUAUGCAUAGAUUUCAUGAGUCUGCUAUCAGAAUUUAAUGCAAUCCCCUCUGCCCUAAUGCCUCGAAGUUCAUGUACUAGGCUGUAUCCUGUCCUUUAGCUGGUACUCCCACUGAGUUCUCUCCUACAGAAUAAACCUAGAUUCUAAAUGACAGGGAGCUCUUGGAACCUGAAAGGUGGUGCCAUCAAACUCCCAUUUGAGGAGACCAGGGUUGUGGCAGGGUGUAGAAGAAUAACACAAAGGCCAUGUCUUGGCACCAAGUCUUUGCACUCAUGACCAACCUGGCUCCAGGCACAGCCUUCUUUUGAAUGAAUGACUUACUCUUCCUUGGAGCAACCAGCUAAAUUAUGUGGAAAUGCAAGAGCUAGGAUGGCAUCAGCUUAUUUAUGGGAACUUCCAAUCAUGUGCCAGCAAAAGUUAGGCAGAAAGAUAAAAGGAUUAGAGAACUCUCGGACAUGAAGUGGCUUGAGCAUGGAGCAGUCCAUAUCAGAGAAAAACUAUAUGAGUAUGUUCUCCAAUGAUCUUAGCCUCCUUUUUACCACCAUAGAAAGGGUGAGGGUGUGACCCUGAAACAAGAACAUGUCUUCAUACAACUCUAAACCUUGAAUGUGGUUGGUUCACCUUUUUUUAGAAGAUAACAUGGCAUCUUGUUCUAGCAAUAUAUUGAUGCAUUUUCUUAUCCCUUUGGUAAAACAAACCUCGCUGUUCCCAUAAGCCCAAAUAACAGAGGCAGCUAUCUUUUAGUAGCUCAACCUGACAGGAUAUAGCAAAAUGACUGGCUACCUGUUUCAUCCAAUGAACAGCCCUUUUCUGAUAAGCGAAAUUUGUCUACGUUAAAAUCAACUGAAAUGUGUGUUGUGAAGGCGAGAAAAAACAUCAUGACCGCUAAAUGGAGGAGCAAGUAAAAACCAAAAUUGCACUUUUUGUCUCUGAAAAUUAGAAUCUUGCCAAGAUAAAACAGACUUUCAUUUUUUUUUUUUACUUAAUCUUAAAUUUUAUGUUCCCAAAAUAGUCUCACUAUGGAAAACAGAGAUUCUGAGUGUGUGGUUUUUAAAGUAAAUACUUAUCACUUAUGAGUCACUUUAAUAAGGAAUUCAGAAAAAAAAACUUUAUAGGUUGAUUAGAAUUCAGGUGUUCUGAUUUGACAUUUUAGCCCAAACAAUAUACACUUUCUUUCAAGAGUUGGAUGAAUAAAGUAGGAAAAAAUACAAAUAACUGAUGUGUUAUGGACUGGCCAUGGGCAGCUCAGAUGAAACCAAGUCCAAGACAGAUAUUUCUACACUAAUGAGCUAACUCCAGGGUGGCUUAAUGUGUUCCUGAACUAGCCCCAAGCUGUGAGCAAAGCUACUGACCAAUGAAAUGUUUACAAACUUGGAUUUUUGGAAAAGGCCCUUAGACCUGGCUUCUCUACUCUCUCCGUGGAUACCCAUCAGCAAGAAGAAAUAAAAACUGGCUUCUGGUGUGGUCCUCGCUUCAGUGACUGUUGAUCUUCUGACACCAUUGUUGAGCUCACACAUGCCCACUUGUCUUUUAAAGACUCGGAAACCUUAAAUUUCCAAACUUACAAAACAUAUUUUCAAUAAGCAAGUGGUCUAUAACAUUUUGAAGUCAAGGAGUCUUUUAAGUGUCCAGAAGUCAACUUUAAAUAUUUGUUAUAAAUAAGGCUACAAAAUAAGAAUAUUUUAUCCAAGAGCAAAACCAAUGGAAAGCAUUACUCCUUGUGUGAUUAAGUAAUGUGCCACUCAGAAAGGAAGUUGGUACAUUUUAAACAUCAGACAAAUGUAUUUAUUAAGAAAAUGAAAUCUGAAAAGUGGAAGACUAGAAAAAUUCACAUUUUGUUUUGUGAGUGGUAUCUCUUUUGCUCCUGAAGAGAGUUUAGAGAAAAGGCUAUUUCUUCAUGGUGGAUAAACCUUCUUAAAUCCUGGGAUCUUUCAGGGAGUCAGCACCCACAGAGAAUUAACCAUUGCCUUUGAACUUGCAUUCAUAUAAAGGGCAUGGAUCCUAUUAAAUGGUAAACGCUUUAAAAAAUGAAAUAUUCAAAGGAUCCAAAUAUGUGUGGGCUUGAACUUGAAAGAUAAGUUAAAAGAAUAAAGGAAUGGAUGAAAGAGAGCAGCAAAGAAGGAGCAGAGUGAGAAGUAGGUUGAAAGAAUGGAAACGGAAAGUUACGCCAUCUUUAUUUGGAUAAUGCCAGUUUUGCUUCUUUGGUCAAAUGGCUGUCUUUGUUUCACUGAGUAAAAACACUGAAGUACAUUUCCCUUCCUCUAUAGAGCUGGUAAGAAGUAGUGUGAUGAAAUAGAUAAUCUAGGUAGUUUUCCUCAUAGUAUCUGCCUUUAUAAAUAACCAGUCAGUCUACUUUAGAAUUAAGUUGAACCACAAAUGACCAUUACUGUCACCAACACUAACAACGAAAUGACAACAGCUUAACUGAGAGAACUAUUCCUCUUCAUAUUCUAAAGUUCUGAACAGCAUCCGCAGGGAACAGCAUGGGAGCUUCCUCGAGAGCUUGAGGUCUUGCUGCUUCAUCUUGUGAGGUUAUGGUCCUCAGAUCAUAACAACAUUCACAAUGACUGCUGAAGCAUAUGUCUCCUUGUUUAAUUCCAGCCAGGGGAACUAAAGGGAAUAAAGGCAAAAAGAAUGACAUUUCUUUUGUUUGAGGACACAUCUCAGAACCUGGCUUUUUUUUUUAAAGAUUUAUUUAUUUUAUAUGUAGGCACACUGUAGCUGACUUCAGACACCCCAGAAGAGGGCAUCAGAUCUCAUUAAAGAUGGUUGUGAGCCACCAUGUGGUUGCUGGGUUUGGAAUUCAGGACCUCUGGAAGAGCAGUCAGUGCUCUUAACCACUGGGCCAUCUCUCCAGCCCCAAGUAUGUCUACUUAUAUCAUUUGCCAAAGUUUGGUCUACCCCAAACUUUAUAGCAAAAAAUGCUGGACACUAGAGCCUAUAUUCUAGAUGAAAUUGUACCCAUCUAAAACUAAGAAUAGUAAAUACAUAGAGAAGAAUAUUGAGCAGCCUUUUGCAUAUACUUCAAGAACACCAUGUUGUUGAAAUGGAGGUCUCGAGUUUUUAAUUGUCAUUGAUUAUACAAAAAAAGAGACAUAUACUUUCUAACGUUGUAAAAGUACCAUCAUCAGCUCCAUGAAAUAAAACUGUCUGCAUCUUGCUUUCUUAUCUGGUCUUUAUGGUCAGAAAGAAAACUUAAUAUAUGAUGCUAGAUUGUCCAGUGUUUCAUUAAUUCUGUAGAAUGUAUUUUGGCUUUUCUGCUGUUGCAAUGACUCUAAUUAAAAGAGCCAGUCCAAUACAGGUCUCAGUCCACACAUAACAGCACCAAUAGGCUAAUUCUUUCAUCUGAAACAGUUGAACUCUGUUCCACAGGAUCUUCUUAAUUGAUCAAUAAGGUCUUUAUUUUAUUGCUAUUUAAUUGAACAAGUACCUAGAGUAUACAGUGCUUAGUAAAGUGGAUCAGGACAGGUAGUGUGUGUUUACAUUGUGUGAUCUUUUGUACAUCUGUCUCUUGUUCCUGAUUCAUGUGGAUUUACUUCGAGUUUCUCUCCAUUUAAACUUUUGUAUUCUGCUAUUUCCUCUGUGUUAAAGUUGAGCUCAGCUACUCAUGGUGGCACAGACCUAUAACCUCUACUACAUGGGAGGUUGGGGCUGAAUAAACACAAAUUCAAGAGCAGCCUAGGUGGCUUAGUGAGAGUCUGUCACGAAGAUUAAAAACGGAAGAGAAAGAAAAGAAGGAAGGAGAGGAAAAGGGAGAAAGAGGAGGAGAAGAAGAAAGGGGUUGUUGUUGCUGUGAAGUUUAACGUUUAAAAGCGGGUCUGGAAAUGGACUUCAGUGGUGGAGCACAUGGCUGUCACUGAAGCCAAGAUCCUAGAUUUGAUUGCCAGCACUAUGACAACUAAAUGAAAAAAAAAAGUACAUUUUUUUUUUUUAAGUUGGUCAAUCUCUUUUCACUUUUUUUCUUGGAAAAAAAUACAUUAUUUUUGAGAAACUUAAAAUUAUAAAAAAUUUUAUCAUUAGACUUUACUGUGCCCUCUUCCUGAACCGUGUGCCCCAGAUACUGCUUAUUCAACAACACUCUAGGGAAUGAUCUGGGAAACUGAAGAGUGCUGCUCAUAGACUCUCUGAGCAUACAUUGCCUCCAAAUCUAGGUAGUGCCUGAUAAUUUCAAAAUGAUUAGGUGAGUUGGACUCUAAUACAGGAGCCUGAGGUGGAAGGAUUGCUUGAGGCCAGAAGUAUAAAGCCACCUUGAGCAGAAUAGCAAGAUGUCAUUUUUAAAAAUUUAUAUAAGCAAGGGGCAAAAGAGAUGCUUCAAUGUUAAGUCAAUCUCAGGAUGAUUAAGUGUGUAGUGCUUGCCUGCAGCCCUGGCAAAGGACCCAAGAUAAGUUGUCCACAUUCAGUAACUCACAACUGCCUGUAAUUGUAGUUCCAGAGGAUCUUACUUCCCCCUUUGGCCUCUGAAGGUGUCUGAAUUCAUGAGCACACACCGCCAAGUAUAUGCUCUUUCUCUGCAAGCUAAACUCAUAGCAGUGGAAAGACCUGUGAUAUCUCCCUGUGCUCAUUUGAAGAGGAGGACGUUGAGGCUAGUCACAGCAGUAAAUUCUUCUGGUGUCCUAUUAUAUGGGAAUCAGCCUUCUUCCCCUGCAUUCAUUCCACCGCUGUCUUUUUUAGAGUCCCUACCGAUCAGGCUUUUAUUGGCCGGCUCUUUUGUGAUGACAUUUGAUGCAGAUCUGGAUGAUCAGGUUGUAGGCCCCCUGCAGGAAGACACAUGCUGCUGGCCUCCUACCCAUAACCUGCUUCUCCUUUCUCCUUAGCAGAAUCACUAGCCAGAGGACAUUAGUAUUCUCUUCGGUUUUGUUGUUGUUGUUGUUUGUUUUGUUUUGUUUUGUUUUGUUUUGCUUGUUUUCUUGACGUCAUUUUGUCUUCUGAGGGGAUAGUUAGAAAUCCCUGACCACAGGUCACUCUUUCUGUCUGUUUUAUUUUAUGUCUUUAAGACUUGUUUAUUUUAUGUAUAUGGCUACUUUGCCUUCAUGCACACACACACACACACACACACACACACACACACACACACACACACACACCGGAAGAAGGCAUCAGAUCCCAGGACAGAUGGUUGUGCUUGAUCAGCUUGGUCUCUCUGUGUCUGCUUUCUUCACUUGCAGCUUAAACACAAUUUUGUAUGCUCUGAACAACCUGCAUACUACAUUUACCAGCUAGAUCACAGAGAGCUUACUUUCAAUGACAGGUCCUAGGGAAGUGAAUAUGCUGAUAACUUGCUUAAAGCCACUUUCAGACUGCUUCUUACAGUUUCGUCUUCCAUGAGCCCCCUUGCUCAAAGGCAAUCAUUCUAUUUUCUUUCUGGCAUCUUAAAUUCUAACCACAAAUCAUAUUCACUGCCUGUACUUUUACAAAAUAGUUUAUGAAGAGCACCUGCAGCCUCAUAUUAAAAUCAGAUCCCAGUAAUCAAAGUUAUUGUAGUGAAUUCAGGUCUUGAUAGAAGAAAUAGGUACUAAGGAUGUAGGUCAUUGAUAGAGUGCUUGCCUAGCAUAUGUGAGGCCCAGAGUUCAAUCCUCAGUUCUGUUAGUAAGUAAAUAAAUAAGCAGAAAACAGAAACAGGUAAUGCUCUGAAUAUUAACCGGCUUUCCAGUUCCUUCAUCAAUACCUGCAUUGUAUCAUACAGACUUUCCUUCUUAUUGCCAAGUGGGGGGUUAUUAUUAUAAACACUUUAUAAUAAUAGAUCAAUUUAUUCAUCCAAUAUGCAUAGUUAUUUAUUUGGGUUCUCUAUAGCUUUUCAUCUUUGCCUUGCUUUUAAGAUUCCACCACCACAACCGGGGCUUGGUGAUUUAUGCAAUUUAUAAUGUAUGAAGUAGUAAGUUAAAUAUCUGUUUGUUUGAGGCAGGGUCUCAAUAUAUAUGGCAUGAAACUCACAGACACCCACCCACCUGCCUCUGCUUCCUAAGUGCUAGGAUUAAAGGCUGGUGCCACAAUGUGCAGCCUGCAUGCUAAGUCUCUUUAACACUAGAACUCCUGUGUUCUUACUCUUGUGGCUUCUUUAACUUGUUUUUGGAGGACAAGUAAGACUCGUCAGUUCCUUUCAUUGUUUUUAAACCACAUGCUUUAUAUAAUGGGUUUAAAAUAUCAGUUGGUGACUGUUAGACUUUUUAAUAACACAAGGGAAGGUAUUGAUGACAGACGUCAAACUACCUGAAAUAUGCCCAGAGAUCAAAGUCCCUCCGCUGGCUCUAAAAUGCCCCCCUGUGGUCUUAGGUCUGCAGGGUCUGCUUUGACUCAAUCCUUCUCAAAGUAGGAGGGCAGUGAUAUCAGCAGGUUCUGGGCUUGUUUCCUUAUUUCUCCUUUGUUUCAGGACCACUGCCAUCUCCCUGCCUUGAUUUCCUCCACAGAAACCCCAUAUUUUCAUACCCAUAACUAAGGAGCUGCAUAAUUAAACACAACCUUUAAGAAAAUGGAAUUUUCAUUAAAGUUCUGCUGGGGAUAUGAACUGCAACAUGACAGAUGCUGCUAGAAGCCCAGAGUAUUAUUAGCAUCAAUAAUAAUUGCUAUAAAAGCAUGCCUCGUUCUCUGUUAAAGAUGUAGAUGUUACAUUUUUUUUCCCCAUUUCACAUAGCUAAAGGGAAACGUGGGUGUGAACACUUCAAAACACUUUCACGUCCUCAAGGGAAAACCCUGAAGUGGAGCGAGUUAGAAUUAAUAUCCAUAUCAGUUCCUAGAGCAAAAUGCCUGACACAGAAUAACGAAGCAAUUUCUCAUCCUCGCCUAGUAACUUGUAGGUGAGAGUUCCCAGAGAGAUCCCUUGGGCUGGAAACAAUGACAAAUUUCUGACUUUGUAUGUUUUUGGUUUUCUUGGUUUUUUGGCUUUUGGUUUUUUGGGUUUUUUUGUUUUGUUUUGUUUUUUGUUUUUUGGGUUUUUUUUUUUGUUUUCUGAGACUUCUUACAUAUGACAAGAGCCCUGCUGCCUAGCAACCUCCUGCACACACAGCAGAACCAAGGAGCCAAAGACAGACAAAAUGGUUUCUGCCAUUCUUGGGUAGGUUUUUUUAUAUUCCACAUUUUGAAAUCCCUAAGUUCUCCACAGAGGGAAGCUCUCCAGCCUAGUAUUUAUUAGUCUUAAUUAAAACACAGCUUGGAUUUUGUUAAUAAAGUAGUUUCCAAGCACCCAACAGAUUAAGGAGCAGGAAACUAUGCAGAGAAUAUGCAGAAAUGCUGACAAGCGUUUAAACACGCGACCUCUGAAAGAGCACACGGAGGAAACCAAUAUAAGAAGCUGAAUCCCUGGCAUAUGGACACAUGUGAUGUGAAAACCCCUGUAACAGUCUACAGGAAGUAGUGCAUACCUUUACUAAACUGUCUUACUCCUACUAACAUAAAGCCAGAUGUUAGCUAAAAUCAUGUCUGUGUGAAUAGAGGAGGUACUCUAGUUCUCUUUGACCUGUCUUACAAUUAUAACCAUUAUUGCUUUUCUGUCACGUGCAUCUGACAUGUGGCAGUUCAGAGCCCCACAUCUGAAUAAGAUACACUACUUCUGGCUGCUGGUAAUUUCUUUUUUUCUGAUGAUCACACAGAUUUCCAUUGUCUGUGCUUCUUAAAUAUGGCAUUGCUUUCUGUAGCAUGAUAUUUCCAGAGUGUCCGGUGGCCUGUGAUCCUUAGCAUCUCUAACACUAAAGACACUUGAUAAAGAACACUGUGUAAUUAUACUCCAGUUAUCUCCCCAUGCAUGCCCCACAUAGGAGCCUCAGCAUGGUGAGAAACUAUCCAGGCGAGAGGAGGAUUUGAUUUUCAAAGGAUUUAAGUCCCUAAUACGCGUUUCUGAGAAUUAUCCCCUGUGAUAAAUUUCCCUUUACCUUGUAGUUACCAAAUUGUCUCUUUUAGUAGAACAGCAUUUCACAGAACAGGUAAGGGUUCCUCCAAAGCAUGCCACAUUGGUCUGCCACGCUCUCUUCCGAUUCAAGAGUUCGGGCUUACAUUUGCCCGUUUUGUUUCCUGUACUGUUUUUAGUCUAUCAGUAAUUGACAGCUGCUCACUCAGGCAAGUUUAUCAUUUCUGAGUCAGUCAGAUUUGCCCUUUCAUGUAGAAAGAUGACCAUCUAGGAUCGGCUACUGCUAGGGAGCUUUUAUUGCAAGUCACUGCCAUACUUGGCAGGUUUUUUUCUUUUAAUCCACCAGCAUACACCGAGGGACACAAGGUUCUAUGAACUCUUUUAACUGACACCAUGUGGUGGCAAGCAGUGGUAACGGCCUUUCUUUCAAAGCAUGCCUGCAGAGAAUCUCAUGGGUGAGAGGCACUGUCCAAUUAUUAGAGAAAUAAAGCAAAAUAAAAGAAUCUUCCACGGGGAGCAUACAUGUUAUCCCUGGGGAGAUAUAUUAAUCUGCAAAGCCUCAAGAAAAUACCAUUCUAGAACAUCUGGACCCUGGAAGAAGGUGUGGACAAUGUCCUUCCCCACAGAUUCUGAUCUUUGGUGAGUAAGGAAAAUGGUCAGCCCAAAUGCGACCUUCCUUUGCUGCCUUGGGAUGCUUUAAACAAACACUUGGCAAGAAUCUGGUUUUGAAAGCACCCCUCCCCAUCCCAGGGGGUAGAGGGGCAAUGAAAACUAAUCAAAUGUCCCAUUUUUCUUUGAGAAGUUGAUUAUAGAAAUCUUCAUAGCUUUGGGCAAACGUCUUCCUUUGCAGAGCUCAGUCUCUGUGACACCACUCUUCAUUCAUUCUGUGAUGCUCAAGACACUGAGAUCUAAGCAACAUGUCUCUCUGAGCAUGUGUGUGCCAUACUUGAAAAUGGUGCCCUAUCACUUAGGACUGGAUUGACAGAUCUAAGAACCAGUUACCGGAUCACAUAGCCAGUGCCAGCCUGUCGCACCCCUCUCAUUAAGGUAGGCCAUUCUGCAGCCCCUGCCAGUCUAAAUAAUUAUGCUUGCUUCAGCCACACGCAGAUAAACUCUAGUUAACUCUGUGAUGAUCUGAGAGUACCACCGUGGGUCCUGGAGUGACUGGGUGUGGAAGAGACCCUGCAGAGUCAUAACUGUCUGGAAAGAAAUAGCAGUGCUCAGAGAGGGGGUCUCCAGGAAACACUGCUAUACGUGGAGGUCCACGCAUAGCUGCUCCUUUGCUGCUAUUUCUGACAAACUGGGUACUAUUAGUACUAUUGUAGAAUGAAGAUAGCAAUAGUGAAAUGCUAAGAAUGACCCUAAGUCUUCUACUGUUCCCAAGACUAACAGUGAGUUUGCUCUUUUCUUUGUAACACCAACUCUGCCAUCUUAUGGAGAGGAGUGGAAACAGCAGAGCAUUUUGCUCCGUGCCUGCUGUUAAAAUGACAGGUUGUAGCAACUUCUACCCAAUUCUAGUUGCUUUUAAACCACCAACAAUUUACCAGCAAAAGUAUUUGUUUAAGAAAAUCUGUAUCUAAUAAUUCUCAGAUUGCUUGCUAACCAAGAUGUCUCUCAAACUUGGCACUAGAAUUCUAUGUAUAAACCUCAAGUGAUAUUUUGUAUUAAUACGAGUUUCUACUAUCACAUAACACUGUGACGUAAUUUCUUUGUAUAUUAGUGUCUUUUUCUAUCAUUUCUUGAGCUACCAGGUGAAGUAAAUGAAAAUACCUGAACUCUGUCAAGAACUGCCCGGUAUAAUAUUGGUAGCCUGUAGGAAAAUGAGUCUUGUUUUUCUUACACAUACAGGUAACAGGACUUGUUUUCACAAUUUUGCUUUUUACAUUUUGUGCUUCUACCUGUAUAUUAUAUUCUACAGUCAUUAGAAUAUGUCAUUUAAUUCAUAUGUCUUUCUCUAAACACUGAUUCUGAAUAAGUUUACAAGUUAUAUGUAAUUAACUAUUAUUUUCAACCAUGAAUAAAAGUGUACAUUGAAAUAGAAGGUGAAUGCUAUUUUCAAUGCUUCUCCUCAUAAUAAAUGCUCAGCAUCCUGAA
Mus musculus (house mouse) is the source of this 13916-nucleotide messenger RNA. It is a transcript of the gene Nkain3, whose product is annotated as Na+/K+ transporting ATPase interacting 3. Gene Ontology annotation, cellular component: plasma membrane. The record is from RefSeq and is a predicted model, not a curated record. Lineage: Eukaryota; Metazoa; Chordata; Mammalia; Rodentia; Muridae. The transcript is spliced from 7 exons. The coding region runs from base 1676 to 2302 and encodes 208 amino acids.